AUGGACGAAUUGAUAGUAUCUUUCCUCGAUUUCACAGGUACUCUGGAUGAAACUGUAGCUAAGCAAUAUUUAGAUCUCACAGGUAAUAAUUUAGAAUAUGCCGUUCAAUUAUUUAUGGAGAAUGGUGGACCCGUAGGAGGCGAUAGUGGAAGCAAUGAUGCUGAAUUGGCAGAAAGAUUGCAACAAGAAGCAUAUGGAAAUGAUGAGGUGAGGGAAGCUGAUAGCAAUAUUCAUAGACAUGAAACUUUAGUGGAUUCAUUUGAUUUUGUACCCCCAUCAAGACCAACUGAUAUAUUUGGUAGUGGAAGGAUCGGGAUUUUCAAUCAAAGAUUUGACGAUGAAGCCAAUGAAUAUUUCGAAAAUAGAAGUGAAGAUGAAGAUGAUUCUGAUGAAUCGGAUGAAAUUAUAGAAUUAGAUAGUGAUGGUGAAGUUAUAGAAAGACCUCGUAGACCGGGAAGUAGAAGAAGAAGGGUAAGACAAGAGAGAAUAAAUGAAUUGAACAGCACACAAAGAAGAUUAGCCAAUUUGUUCCGACCACCUUUUGAUAUAAUGCAGAAAGUAGAUAUUGAUGGUGCUAAAACUUUAGGUAGAUCAGAGAAGAAAUGGAUCUUGGUGAAUAUUCAAGAUGCAACAGAAUUUGUUUGUCAAGUAUUGAAUAGAGAUUUUUGGAGUAAUGAUGACGUUAAGCGUAAGGUGAAGGAAAAUUUUAUCUUCUUACAAUAUCAACAUGAUUCGCCAAAUGGGGAAAGAUAUAAAAACUUUUAUACUUUGGAAAAAUAUCCUCAUAUUCUGAUUUUAGAUCCUUUAACUGGAGAAAGGGUUUACAAAUUUACCGAAGGUGAAGUUCCCAACGUUGAAGAGUGGUUGGAAGAAGUCGAUGAAUUCUUAAACAAGUUUUCAAUCUUUGGUGCUAACAAUCCAACUAUUCAUCACGAAAAGAAGUUCAAUCCGGAAGAAUUGACCGAAGAACAACAAAUUGAGUAUGCUAUGAAACAAUCCAUGGGUAAUUCUAAUUCAGAAUCUCAACCACCACCUGAAGUUGAAGAAGAACAGGGUGAUGUUUUCGAUAGAAUUGAAGCUAAGGAUCACGAGGUUGAUGAUUCAGAACCCACCACUAGACUUCAAAUCAGAUUCCCUAAUGGUAAGAGAUUGGUUCACAAAUUCAAAUUAUCUGAUACAAUAGAAACUAUUUAUAGCUGGCUUAAAUUCGCUCAAGAAGAUUAUGCUAGAUUUAAUUUAUCUAACGCAAGUGAUAAGUCAUUUAAGAUGAUUGAUUCAUUACAAAUGACUCUAGAAGAGAGUAAAUUGAAGAAUGCUUCAAUAUUAUUAGAGAGUGAGUAG
This is a messenger RNA of Yamadazyma jaroonii, 1341 nucleotides long. The record is from the annotation of a GenBank genome assembly. NCBI's taxonomy places the organism in Eukaryota, Fungi, Ascomycota, Pichiomycetes, Serinales, Debaryomycetaceae.